This is a messenger RNA of Zea mays, 697 nucleotides long. RefSeq lists its product as uncharacterized. The record is from RefSeq and is a predicted model, not a curated record. Bases 96 to 641 code for a protein of 181 amino acids. Gene Ontology annotation, molecular function: calcium ion binding. NCBI's taxonomy places the organism in Eukaryota, Viridiplantae, Streptophyta, Magnoliopsida, Poales, Poaceae. The transcript is spliced from 3 exons.
UCUCUGGCGACAGCAUCAGCAAGGCGGAGCUGCUCGAGUCCUGGGACCAAAUCUCCGACACCAGCUUCGACGGCCGGCUGCAGACGUUCUUCGACAUGGUGGACAAGGACGCCGACGGAAGGAUCACCGAGGAGGAGGUCAAAGAGAUCAUCACGCUGAGCGCGUCAGCGAACAAGCUUUCGAAGAUCACGGAUCAGGCGGAGGAGUACGCCCGGCUGAUCAUGGAGGAGCUGGACCCGGGGAACCUGGGCUACAUCGAGCUGUACAACCUGGAGAUGCUGCUCCUGCAGGCGCCGAGCCAGUCGGUGCGCAUCGGCACCACCAACAGCCGGUACUACUAUUGGUUCGGGCCAGUGACCGGUCCGUCAUGUUCGGGCCCACCGGGUAAACGGGUCGGCUCGACACGAUUUUUCCCUGUGCGUGCCGGUUUUAGGCAUGUCUCUAGGCACGUGGGCCAGCACGACCCGGCCCGAAGCAUCAACAGGCCGUGCCUGGCCCGACCCUAUUCGUACCAGGCCGAAACGGGUUCGGACCGGGUCCGUGUCGGGUGGCCCGUUUGGACAUCUAUAGCUCCGAUGCACCUGCCCAUGCCAGCAGGUAGAUGUUGUUCAUUGGAUUCCAAAACUCCAGAAAUCCGCUGAAAGUGAAAUGGCCUCAAUCAUCUCUUAUAAUCGAUUUUGGUGUUUUACGACCAUUA